CAUUUUGUCCACCACCCCAACCCUCGCACGUGUGUCCAAAACCUCUUAUGGUCUUGUUUCGCUACCCUCGGUAUCCUCAUUUUUCUUUCUUCCUUAAGACAAAGUCACAAAGGCUUCAUUAAUUGGCUGCAAAGCUCUCAUCUCUCUUUGACCAUGUCGUCGAUUAAAACCAUUAAGGUCAGCAAUGUUUCUUUACAAGCUACUGAGCGAGACAUCAAUGAGUUCUUUUCCUUUUCUGGUGAUAUAGAAUAUGUAGAAAUGCAGAGUGACAAUGAGCGGUCUCAAAUUGCCUAUGUUACCUUCAAGGAUUCACAAGGAGCAGAGACUGCUAUUCUUCUUUCGGGAGCAACGAUAGUCAAUCUGUCUGUCAGCAUUUCGUUAGCUCCAGACUACAAAUUGCCUCCUGCUGCUUUUGCACCGCCUCCUCCAAUACAAAACCAAACUCCUGCUGGUGCUGAUUCGGCAAUGCGAAAGGCAGAGGAUGUUGUUACUGGCAUGCUUGCUAAGGGCUUUAUAUUGGGCAAAGAUGCAGUCAACAAGGCAAAGAGCUUCGAUGAGAAGCACCGGCUAACAUCAACAGCCUCAUCCAAGGUAGCAUCUUUUGACAAGAAAAUUGGGUUCACGGAGAAGGUAAGUGCUGGUACUAGUGCGGUGAGUGGGAAAGUUAGGGAAGUGGAUAAAAAAUUUCAGGUUUCAGAGAAAACCAAAUCAGCAUUCUCUGCGGCCGAGCAAAAGGUAAGCAGUGCAGGAUCUGCCAUAAUGAAGAACAGGUAUGUAUUCACCGGAGCGUCAUGGGUGACUGGUGCUUUCAACAAGGUUGCAAAAGCAGCAGGGGAUGUUGGCCAGAAAACAAAGGAAAAAGUGGGAGCGGCUGAAGAAGAACGAAAAAGAAAAGUGGUGGAUGACUUUGCACAGAUUCAUCUAUCUGAGUCACCUAAAGCUUCUGCACCAAACGAACAACAUAAUCCCUCUAAGCCUGCACCUGCUCAAGGGCUGAUCCUUUGAGUUGCUGCUGCUGCUGUUAAUACCUUUGGAAUUGAAGUCUGUCGACUCUUAGUAGUUUCUCUCGCAUUUGUAUUUCUGGUGUGGGAAUGGUCCAUUAUAGCAUAUCAGUAUAUAAUUAAACUAUAUUCUUGGGCAGUGUUGAGUGAAUUGAACUAAAGUUACAUCGUUGGUGGUGGUUUUGUUUUAUAAAUUUUUAUAUACUUUUA
Gossypium raimondii (Peruvian cotton) is the source of this 1211-nucleotide messenger RNA. RefSeq names its product binding partner of ACD11 1. The coding region runs from base 154 to 1005 and encodes 283 amino acids. The transcript is spliced from 5 exons. The record is from RefSeq and is a predicted model, not a curated record. Gene Ontology annotation, molecular function: RNA binding. Lineage: Eukaryota; Viridiplantae; Streptophyta; Magnoliopsida; Malvales; Malvaceae.